Girardinichthys multiradiatus is the source of this 2453-nucleotide messenger RNA. RefSeq names its product zinc finger protein 330 (gene noazfp). Gene Ontology annotation, molecular function: zinc ion binding. Bases 191 to 1144 code for a protein of 317 amino acids. NCBI's taxonomy places the organism in Eukaryota, Metazoa, Chordata, Actinopteri, Cyprinodontiformes, Goodeidae. Gene Ontology annotation, cellular component: nucleus. The transcript has 10 exons. The record is from RefSeq and is a predicted model, not a curated record.
GUCCACACUCCAUACCAGCUGGUGGCGGUAAUGCAAUAAGAAAAAGAGAGAAGAAGGAACAGUUGUUCCCCUCGCGGAACAAGAAUCUAUGCAUUGUGUUUCAACGGACACCCUUUUUGGACGGACUUAAGCAUUAGCUUCGCAGGAGGAGCAGGCGAGUCGCUUCGUUCUGUGUGAAGGAACAGCAAAGAUGCCCAAAAAGAAGACUGGAGCUCGGAAAAAGGCGGAGAGCCGUAAAGAGCGAGAGAAGCAGAUCCGAGCCAACAGAGAUCACGUAGAUGUGGCCAAACAUCCCUGCAACGUGAACAUGGACUGUGACAAAUGUCAGAGGAAACAGAAGAACAGAGCAUUCUGCUACUUCUGUAACUCUGUGCAGAAGCUGCCGGUCUGCGCGCAGUGUGGUAAAACUAAGUGCAUGAAGGCUUCAGAUUGUGUUAUCAAGCAUCCAGGGAUCCACAGCACAGGAAUGGCCAUGGUGGGGGCAGUGUGUGACUUCUGUGAAGCCUGGGUCUGCCAUGGUAGGAAAUGCCUGAGCACCCACGCUUGCUUGUGUCCUCUGGCCGAUGCAGACUGUAUCGAGUGUGAGCGCGGAGUCUGGGAUCAUGGAGGCAGGAUUUUCCGCUGUUCCUUCUGUCAGAACUUCUUAUGCGAGGAUGAUCAAUUUGAGCACCAGGCAAGCUGUCAAGUCCUUCAGGCAGAAACAUUUAAAUGCAUUUCCUGUAAUAGACUGGGACAACACUCGUGUCUACGCUGUAAGGCUUGUUACUGUGAUGAUCACGCCAAGAGUAAAGUCUUCAAACAGGAAAAGGGAAAAGCUCCGCCUUGUCCGAAGUGUGGUCACGAGACUCAGGAGACAAAGGACCUCAGCAUAUCCACUCGCACCUUGAAGUUUGGUCGGCAGGCCGGUGGCGACGACGACGACGAUGACUACAACGGAGCUUCAGGAUACGAUGCCUACUGGAAGAACCUGGCAGCAGGAGGAAGCCAACAAAAUGACUACGGAGAUGAUGAUGAUGAUGAGGAGGAUGACGGGUAUGAGGAGGAGGGGUAUGAUGAUGAGGAAGAGGAAGAUGAGGAUGAUGAAGAGGACGAAGCUGCUUCUGAGUCUCUGGCUGAACUGAAGUUAGAUGGUCCUCCUGCCUAAACUAAGACUGAGUUGAUGAUUCUGUUCUGAGUAAUGGAGUCCUACAGAGCUGUGGAUAAAUCUAGAGCACCUUGUAUUCAAACAACUAAACAGUUUUGUUAUCUUUGGAAGUGGUUCUGAUCCAUAGCUUUCCUAGCUUUCUGGUGGCAUUUUAAAGUUUUUAUGUAUUUGCUUGCUUGUUUAAUCAUUUCUUUCCAGUCUUGGUACCUGAGGAAAGCAUGGCAUAUUUUGGGGUGUUUGCUUAAAUAAAUGAGUACAGUGGAAAAGUGGAGGACAUAAGGAGAAGUUUCUUACUUAAAAACCAUGUUCACCAAGUAGACGGUAGCAGAAAGUCAAGUCUUUAAGAAACAGCAACAAUUCCCCACAUAGUCCUUACACGGGAGUAAGUCAAGUUUUUAGUGAGUUCUAACAAAAAAUAACUUAAUUUCUCUGGCAUCACAUUAAAAGAACUUUAGUCUAUAAGAACAAUAUGACGGAAACUUUUAGCAGCUUUGAAUCUGCGAUGGUUUAAAAUCUUACUGAUAACCAGUCCAUGCCCAUUCCCAACUAUAGUUAUAUAGUUUAGGAGGAUUUUUUUAAAUGACUGGUUAUUGACAAAAACGAACCUUUUCUAUGACAUGUAGAAACAACACCGAUUCUUCUCUUUUCAUGCCAGAAUGGUCAGAGUUCCGUAAUAAUAAGACAGUCAGGUUUACUGCAAUGAAAUCCGGUUAUAAGCAGCCAAAUUCUAAGGAAAAUAUUUGAAGCCCUUCAGAAAGUCUAAGGAAUUGUUGAUCAAGACCACUUUUAAAAUGAGAAAGUCCAGCUAUUUGAAAGCAUAAAACAACAUAAUGAGAAAAAACUCCAUACUUGUGUUUUCUAUUCUGAGUUGGUUAUUCAUUUAUGCUCUCAAGCAACUUUUAGAAAUGUUAUAAAUAAUUUUAAACAGAACAAUUCUACACAGCGCUGAGCAAAUAAAGCUUGAAUCUGGAACACGUUAUGACUGCCAUUAGUCAUUUUAAUUUCCUAGGCUCUGAAGAGUUCAACUAGGAACAUUAUGCACACACACUUUGUGAAAAGAUUCUGUGAUAAACGUUUUCACUAGUUUGUGUGAGCUUUUUUCUGUUGUGUGUCAAAGGUUUUCAGUUUGUAAGAGUCAGGUUUUAUCUGUUUGUAAUCUGAUUCUGAAUAAUGUCUCUGGUUGUAUCCCAUACAAAGAGGUUUAUUUGUAAAGCACAUUUCAUCAGCAAGACAAUUCAUAGUGCUUUACACGAUGAAGGAGGAAAUAACGUAGAUUGCAUUGGCACAAUAAAGAAAUGGUUGGAUAACA